Dipodomys ordii (Ord's kangaroo rat) is the source of this 1114-nucleotide messenger RNA. It is a transcript of the gene Glipr1, whose product is annotated as GLI pathogenesis-related 1. Gene Ontology annotation, cellular component: extracellular region. The record is from RefSeq and is a predicted model, not a curated record. Bases 194 to 982 code for a protein of 262 amino acids. The transcript has 6 exons. NCBI's taxonomy places the organism in Eukaryota, Metazoa, Chordata, Mammalia, Rodentia, Heteromyidae.
AGCUGAACUCAGCUAUGCUGUAUAAAGCAAACAGCUGAAAAACUGAGAGAGAACAUAGAGAGCAUUUGCACAGCAUGGAAAGGCUUCAGGUACAAUUCCUAGCAUAAAAAUCUGAAGACUCUGAGAGUAACAAGCACAUUCUUAAAACCAGAGCUCUGGAAUCCAGUCCUCAGGCUAGACGUCUGCAGUGAGCAUGCAGGUCAUACUUGCUUCAAUGGCCUAUAUUCUUUCUUUUACCGCUACGUUUUCAUAUACAGUAACUACUUUGCCAGAUAUUGACAAUGAAGAUUUCAUCAAGGAAUAUGUUCAUGCUCACAACAAGUUCCGGUCAAAGGUGAAUCCAACAGCUACAAAUAUGCUAUACAUGACUUGGGAACCGGCACUAGCCCAAACAGCAAAAGCAUGGGCAAAACACUGUCAGUUUAAACACAACCCACAGCGGGAAUCAAACUUGAACUUCACAUCAGUGGGAGAAAAUAUCUGGACCGGAUCUCUAGUCCUGUUUUCAGUGUCUUCAGCCAUCUCAAACUGGUACAAUGAAAUCCAGUACUAUGAUUUCGCAACUCGGAAGUGCACAAAAGUCUGUGGCCACUACACUCAGGUUGUUUGGGCAGAUAGUUACAAAGUUGGCUGUGCAGUGCAAUUUUGCCCUAAAGUUUCUGGCUUUGAACAACUUUCCAAUGGAGCACAUUUUGUAUGCAACUAUGGACCAGGAGGAAAUUACCCAACUUGGCCAUAUAAGAAAGGAGCCACAUGCAGUGCCUGCCCCCAAAGUGACAAGUGUGUGGAAAACCUCUGUAUUAAUCCACAGCGAGACAAAGUAACACGUUACUAUUCUGUUGAUUAUCCAGACUGGCCCAUAUAUUCUCGGAACAGAUACACAUCUCUCUUUCUCAUUGUUAAGUCCAUAAUUCUAAUACUGUCUGUUAUAAUGACAAUUUUCAUAAAGCACAAGUACCCUAAUUUAGCUAUUAUGGACUAACAAAUCAGGGGCAGAAAGAAGAAUGUGGCUUCUAAAAAAAUUAUAUACAUUUUCAUUGGGUAUAUUUUCUAUUUUAAAUUGUUUUUAUUUUUUAGUGUUCCUUCAGUAAAAAGCCUUAUUUAAAUGAAAACU